UCAGGUAGCUAGCUAUCUUUUCAGCCAGUCAGUUAACAUGACUCAGCAAGAUAGUUAACUCAGGUGACUCAAGGCAGCUCGUACGUCGUUGAUAGAGACGAACUAGCUCAUCUUGUAAUUUGUGACUGACAAAACAGAGAUACAAUUUUACCAUCAUCGUGGACGAAUAACAGUGAACAACAGACAUGGGAGCUUCACCGAGUUUUCCCGUGGUCUCACUGCCGAGAGAGAGGAUCGUUGUUGUAACGGGUGGCAAUACAGGGAUUGGCUAUGAAACUGCAAAACACAUUGCUAUGAUGGGGGCUACAGUGAUUAUUGCCUGUCGCUCCGAACAGAGAGCCACUGAUGCAAUCAAAAGGAUGAAUGAAGAUUAUGAACAAAUCAAAGCACACGGCAAGCUGGAGGAAGGACAUAUAAAUGAAGACAAACUCCCUGUAGAGUUCAUGAAGCUGGAUCUGGCUUCUCUGAAAUCAACCAUGGACUUCAUAGAGGCAUUCAAGUCUUCCGGGCGGAAACUCCAUGUCCUGUUGUGUAAUGCUGGUCUGGCGGCUACGGAAAGAGAGAUCACAGACGACGGGUAUGAACUGCACUUCCAGGUGAACUACCUGGGCCACUUCCUGAUUGUCGCCCAUCUGCUGCCUAUAAUGAAGACCUCGGGGGACGACUGCAGGAUUGUGUUCACGUCAAGUCUGGCACACAAAUUCGCCAGAUUUAACUUGGACAAAGCACAAGCAAAGAACCCUUCAGAUUUUAACAACCUACGUUUCUAUGGCAACUCAAAGUUAUAUCAGAUCCAGCAUAUGUUCAGCCUUCUACGUCGCCAACAUGGAGAACACGUCACGGUGACGUCAUUUCACCCGGGUGCAGUUGGAACUGAGUUGGCCAGGGACUAUACGAGGCGGCGUUUUUAUUCUGUUCUCAUGGGGGCCAUGUCUGCUUUAAGAAUUACUCGGACUCCUUUUCAAGGGGCGGUAACUCUGGUGGACGCUGCAGUGAAUCCCGCAAAGAAGGGUUUGAAUGGUGUCUAUCUUGUUGAUUGCAAGCCAGCUUCCAUGUCCAACGAUGCCAGGAAUGAAAAAUACCAAGAAGAACUGUGGACGUACACGUUGGAGUGUUUGAAGCAGUAUCUGCCCGAGGAUGUCCUCAGUGCAUUGGGAGGACCUUCAUCCUGACCUGGAGCAUCAUACCAGGGGAUACACAGACAGCCUUGUUAGACAGACAGCAUAUUACCUCAAUCACUGUGAUAUAACAUGCAUAUUGUCAUUGAUGGCACAUACAACAACCAUGUUGUAUUGAGUAAUAACAUACAGCCACAAUCUAAAAGACGUCAGAUACUGUUGUUGACAUGUAUAAUCUCCAUCUCAGCCAUUAAAAAUCAUGGAUGAAUGUA
Messenger RNA from Haliotis rufescens (red abalone), 1390 nucleotides. Its product is annotated as WW domain-containing oxidoreductase-like. The transcript has 8 exons. The coding region runs from base 186 to 1172 and encodes 328 amino acids. Lineage: Eukaryota; Metazoa; Mollusca; Gastropoda; Lepetellida; Haliotidae. The record is from RefSeq and is a predicted model, not a curated record.